AUGGGAUUCUCAGAACUACCAUUCGAAAUUCUUUUGAAAAUUGCCAAUAAUCUAUGGAGAAGGGAAUUGCUGGCUUGUUCUCUGACGUGCAAGGGAUGGAGACACCCGUUUCUAAUGGUUCUGUGGAAAGAUAUAGGCAUUCAUUUCCCUAAAGAAAUGAAAGCAUUCAUCAACAGUACUAAAGCCUCAAAGAAUAUAUCCAACUCACCGUCCCACUUGAUUCACACUUUAAACAUAUACCUUAAUUUCUAUGAGCUCAAAAGUCUCGAUAUGGAUAUUUCUGUCAUAUUUAAAUACAUGGAUAACUUAAAGUGCCUGUACCUAGGAGAUAUAGACUAUAAAUCUAUUUACACAGAAACAACAAAAUCAGAAAAAGUGUGGACGUCUCUGGAAAGCUUGAAAAUACGAUACCCUAGAGCACCUGAGACACAGUCAGCAAAGAACGUACUUGAAUUUAUAUGUGCAUGCAACAAGCUUCAGAAACUAUACAUAUUUGAGGAAGGACAGAGUUAUAACACAGAGUUUAAUGUGGAUGACUUUGACAACAUGCACCAAAACUUGCAAAAUCUAUCGUCUGUCAACUUUCAAAUAUAUCUCAACCCUGACUUUUCGACUACAAUGAACAAAAUCUCAAGUACAAAACCAGCUUUUGGCGUAACAUCCCUAUAUAUAUGCUCGAGAGAAUAUCGCAAAUACAUAAACGGAAGCACAUAUGUAUGUCAUAAUAACUGGAAUCCUUUGUGGUUAUGCUAUUUUGGACACAAAUAUCCAAACUUACGUUCAAUAACGCUAAAUGUUGCGGAUGCACAAGAUAACCCGAUAAAUUCCGACCAGAAGCAAGCAGCCAUAUCUCUUUUCCGAUCCAAUCCAAACGCAUUUCGACACCUGGAAGUAUUCAAAUUUGCGACCGACACCUAUUUCGAGUCUUCGGAUUUUGUUUUAUGGGAUUUGCUUUGUGCGUUAAGACUCCCGCUUAAGCAUUUGAAGUUAGAUGCGACAAGAUCUGGCAAAGUAGAUCCUUCGUACCCAAUGGACGUCAACAGGAUCUUACAAUAUGUUUCCGAAAAAAUUGAAAAACUUUCGCUCACAGGGUUUAUAUAUAACAGAGACCACGAAAAUACAACCCUGGAACUAUCCUAUUAUUGUCCGUUUUUGACGAAACUAUGCAUCAGAGGAAAAAAUGUGUCUCUUAAUCUAGACAAUGUAUUAGAGAAAUGCGCGGCUCUAAAGAAACUGAAGUUCGCUGGUGAAAAACUAUUCGUUAAUACGAACAUGAUAUCCGAAGAGCCAAAGCAACAACAUGGACUACAGAAACUGAUGCUUUAUGAUUGUACUAUAAAGGCCGAAUUAUUUCAUUACAUAUCCUUCAGGUGUAGAAGUCUGGACGAUAUGACUUUGAGGAAUCUGUUCAUCGUGGAAUCUAUUUGUGAAGAAACCGGGCGUUUAUUAGUCGAUAUGUCAUAUACUUUCUUAAAGAGUCUGCAAAUCGGCAAGAUUAAAUACGGUAAACCAUACCAACAAAUUGAUCAAGAUGGUCUUGGUAUGACACUCUUGUCUCAGAUAAGCAAACCUCGGCUAUUCUAUGAAAGAAGCGAAACCCAAGAAAAUGAGAUAGAUUCAACGUGCCAUAUAAUUGAAAGCUACGAUCUCGAAUGGUUGUAUACAUAUGUAUACAUUCUGGUUAAUUAUAUUCCCGUCACAGACACUACGGAAAUUUCGCACGAAGACGUCCCUUUUGUACUCGAAUACUUUAAGAACUUUCAGUUUAAUAAGGUCUACUCACCUUUAAAUGAUCACGACUUGUAUUAUGAAGAGGAACCAGAGAACUGCUGGAAGUACGAACUUUAUAAAGGAUACGGAGAAUUCAGAUUUGGCAAGGUUGAAUAUUCCCCUUUGAUAUUGGCAGCGACCGAAGACGAAUUUUAG
Messenger RNA from Phycomyces blakesleeanus NRRL 1555(-), 1926 nucleotides. RefSeq lists its product as hypothetical. Gene Ontology annotation, molecular function: protein binding. The record is from RefSeq and is a predicted model, not a curated record. NCBI's taxonomy places the organism in Eukaryota, Fungi, Mucoromycota, Mucoromycetes, Mucorales, Phycomycetaceae. The transcript has a single exon. The coding region runs from base 1 to 1926 and encodes 641 amino acids.